Messenger RNA from Lacerta agilis (Sand lizard), 2354 nucleotides. Its product is annotated as all-trans-retinol 13,14-reductase-like. Lineage: Eukaryota; Metazoa; Chordata; Lepidosauria; Squamata; Lacertidae. The transcript has 11 exons. The record is from RefSeq and is a predicted model, not a curated record. Bases 58 to 1884 code for a protein of 608 amino acids.
GCGCUCUUGGAGCCGGCGUCUCACUUUCGCGUCCUCGCAGCGCUUGCCGGGGCGGCCAUGUGGGUGUACGCGCUCGUGGGCACGCUCCUCCUCCUGGGCAUUUGGAGAGCUCUGGGCACCCGGAGCGGCUCUUCCAACCCUUUCCGGGCAGAUUCCAGGCGGCCGCCCGCGCCUCUGGUGACCGACAAAGAUGCGCGCAGAAAGGUCCUCAAGCAAGCCUUUUCCAGGGACAAGGUUCCUGACGGCCUGGACGCCGUUGUCAUUGGAAGUGGCUAUGGGGGCCUGGCGGUGGCUGUGAUGCUCUCUAAAGCUGGGAAGCGCGUACUGGUCUUGGAGCAGCAUGGGAAGGCAGGAGGCUGCUGCCAUACCUUCAACGAGAAAGGUUUCGAGUUUGACGUAGGGAUCCAUUACAUAGGGCAGAUGCAGGAGGACUCCAUCCUACGUGUGAUGAUCGAUCAACUCACGGACGGGCAGCUCCAAUGGGCCCAGAUGGACUCUCCCUUUGAUACCGUCAUUCUGGGAGACCUUGACAGCUGCAAGAGGUAUUACCUGUACAGUGGGGAGAAGGAAUAUGUCAAAGGCCUAAAGAAGCAAUUUCCUGGCGAAGAAGCUAAUAUUGACAGAUUUGUGACACUUGUCAAGAGAGUCGCCAAAGGGAGCGCCCACAUGGCAGUUCUGAAAAUGCUCCCGAUGCCCUUGGUCUGGUUUCUGCACUGCACCGGCUUGCUGGCUUUGAUCUCCCCUUUCUUUAGGAUGAUAUCCAAAACCCUGUCGGAAGUGGCAGCUGAGUUCACGACAAACGCAGACCUGAGAGCAGUGUUCAGUUAUAUCUUCCCUACCUAUGGAGUGAUUCCGGAGAAGUCAAGCUUCCCUUUGCACGCAAUCCUUGUUGAUCAUUUCUUGGAAGGUGCCUGGUACCCUCAGGGAGGCUCCAGUGAAAUUGCAUUUCACUCCAUCCCCAUCAUUGAACGUGCCGGAGGGGCUGUCCUCACCAAGGCACCCGUGCAGAGCAUCUUGGUGAACUCGCAAGGAAAAGCCUGUGGUGUAAGCGUAAAGAAAGGUCGAGAUGUUGUUAACGUCUAUGCUCCUGUUGUGAUUUCUGAUGCUGGCAUCUUUAACACCUAUGAGCAGCUUCUGCCAAAGGAAUUGCGAGCUUUGCCAGGUGUUCAGAACCAGCUCUCCAUGAUGAGCCAUGGCGUAGCAGGAAUCAGCCUCUUCAUCGGAAUGAAAGGUUCCAAGGAAGAACUGGGAUUUGAAGCUAAGAACUACUACAUCUAUCGACACAACAACUUCAGUGAAGCGUUCGUUACUUACUUUAAUUGUUCGAGAGAAACUGCUCCAGAGAAUAUUCCCUUGCUAUACAUUGGUUCUCCAUCGGCUAAGGACCCCCUCUGGGAGAAGAGAUACCCAGGCAAGUCCACUCUAAUUGUCCUGGCAGUCGCAAAAUAUGAAUGGUUUGAGGAAUGGAAGGAGGAAAAGGUGACUAAGAGGGGAGCUGAGUAUGAGGCCUUCAAAAACUGUUUUGUGGACAACAUAAUGGAAACGGUUCUGAAAUUUUACCCUCAAAUAAAAGAUAAGAUUGAGUAUGUCUCUGCAGGAACUCCUCUCACCAAUAAGCACUACAUAGCUUCUGUCCAAGGAGAGCUGUAUGGUGCAGAGCACAGCAUCUCCCGCCUCCAGGUGGAAGUCAUGGCCACAAUACGCCCUCAGACCCCUGUCCCAAACCUCUACCUAACAGGUCAGGAUGUCUUUGUUGGUGGCUUCCCAGGAGCACUUCAUGGAGCCAUUGUCUGCGCUUCUGCCGUCCUGAAGCGUAAUCUCUACAUUGACAUCAUGUGGUUAUAUGGAAAAAUCAAAGCCAACGGUGCCAAGAAGAAAAACUGAGCCUUCAACCUCCACCUCAGAAAGAAAAUUUGCUCCUCCUGCUAUGUAGACUACCCGCUACCUGGUUUCUCCAUUUCCCCUCCAUGGGAUGUCAACAGAGUCCAAAACUAGCCAUAUACCUUGGUUCAUUAUUGCAGAAAGUUCCAGUUCAUGAGUCUCGCUGUGGAACGGGUUGCAAUUUAGUACGUAGGUCCAUUGAGCCAUUCUGAUAGGUUUGUCAUGACAGAAAUGAGGGCUCUACCUUCCAAGUCCUCACAGGUCAGUUUUAAGCAUCUUAGUGGUACCCUAAUCGGGGUGGCACUGGCAGGUAUAUGGGCUUCAGUGCCAAGGAGAAAUGCUGAAGCUUCUAGAGGCACCAUUCCCUGUAUUUGGGGUGACUGACUGAGAAUUUGUUGUCCCAAGUGAUGCAGACCUGAAUUGUCCUUUCUCUAUAGGGAAGGGUUCCCCUAUCAAGUACCGUAACACAGUGG